Molecule: messenger RNA, 3284 nt
Organism: Rhinichthys klamathensis goyatoka
Lineage: Eukaryota; Metazoa; Chordata; Actinopteri; Cypriniformes; Leuciscidae
Gene: stau1
Product: staufen double-stranded RNA binding protein 1
Exons: 15
Coding region: 340-2448 (702 amino acids)
Source: RefSeq, a predicted model, not a curated record
CGGAAAAAUAUCGGGCUAUUCUCUUUAGUGUUUGCCCUGUCUACACUCACCCUCUCUACCUCUUCCCCGUUUUUUCAUACUAAACCAGUCCAGAACCCCUUAAAAUAAGACGAAACCGAACUGACACUACGCUAUAACAUCGUAACUCAUGGAGUAAAUCACAACUGGGGAGAAAUAAACUGAGGUAGAGCUUUGCAGUCUUCCUUCUUUCUACAAACCCACUCAUCUCGUUCUCUCUCUUUCACAUACAACCCUUCUUUAAUAAAGUUCUCUUCCUACCUGACUGCAAAGUCUAUACCUGGUCAUUCAAUCAACCCAUCUUCCUACCAGCCAAUCAGAAUGUCACAGCUUCAGUUCCAGACGCCCGUCAACACUGCACCUAGUGCCGCCCCUUUACAGCUGGCCCCGCCCCAACCUGGGUUCAGCAUUCCCUGUUCCACUGCUCCCUUACCCUCAGAGAGUGCCAGUCACCCGUUGCGAAACUCCGCCCUGCCUUCUGCAUCCGCCACGCCCUUCUGCAACCCCACAGUAUCUAACAUGGCAAACCCUAAAGAGAAGACCCCAAUGUGCUUGAUAAACGAGUUAGCCCGUUACAAUAAGAUCCAACCUGAAUACAAGCUACUCAGUGAACAAGGACCAGCCCACUCCAAGAUUUUCUCAGUGCGGUUAUCUCUGGGGGAUCAGCACUGGGAUGCAGAGGGGACCAGUAUCAAAAAAGCCCAGCACUCAGCAGCAUCAUGUGCCCUUGCCGAAACUACUCUCCCCAAACCCAGUCACAGAAGCCCCCGCCACCCUGGCAAGAACCCAGAUGGGAUCUACAAGGGCUCAGAUUAUAACAUAACCCACACUGUGGAGCUUAAUGCACUUUGUAUGAAGUUGGGCAAGAAGCCCAUCUAUAAGCCUAUAGAUGCCUACCAUGGGAUGAGACCAGCAUUCAACUACAACAUCAGAGCACCUGGCCCUUAUGCACGCUCCAUGCAGCAUUAUUACUACCCAUUUCCUCCUGUGGGACCAGUACUGUAUCAUAUGGAGCUGUCUAUCGGUGGACAACAGUUCCAUGGCAAGGGCCGCACGCGUCAAGCAGCCAAACAUGAUGCUGCGGCCAAAGCUAUCAAAUACCUGCAGAAAGAGCCAAUAAUGCAGCAACUGUCUGAGAUGAAAGAAGAGCCAAUACAAGAAAACCUUAACAAAUCUGAGAUCAGCCAAGUGUUUGAGAUUGCACUGAAGCGCAACUUGCCUGUGAAUUUCGAGGUGCUAAAAGAGGCUGGUCCUCCUCACAUGAAGAGCUUCAUGGUGAGGGUUACUGUGGGCGAGUAUUCAGGGGAGGGGGAUGGCAAAAGCAAGAAGAUCGCCAAGAAGCUAGCUGCCAUGGCUGUGCUGGAGGAGCUUCGUGGACUGCCUCAACUGCCUGUCACAGACAAAAUACCACUACGCAUUAAAAAGAAAAGCAAGUCCAUUAUUAAGCUGCAGACCAGUCCAGAGUAUGGUCAGGGCAUGAACCCCAUCAGCAGACUGGCUCAAAUCCAGCAGGCUAAGAAAGAAAAAGAGCCAGAGUACGCGUUGGUGACGGAGAGAGGUCUGCCUCGACGCCGGGAGUUUGUCAUGCAGGUGUCAAUUGCAGGUCAGAAUGCAGAGGGAAUGGGUCCUAGUAAAAAAGUGGCCAAACGAAAUGCAGCCGAGAAGAUGCUGGAGCUUCUGGGCUUCAAAGUGCCUCAGCCACAACCACACAAACCGGCAUUGAAAACAGAUGAGAAAGCACCUGCUAAGAAACCUGGAGAUGGACGAAAAGUGACCUUCUUUGAACCGGGAUCUGUGGACAAGGCUGGUCUUGCAGUCAACAAAGAGGAAGAUUUCCGAUUUCCUUAUCUCAGCCAUCAGCAGCUUCCUGCUGGCAUUUUACCCAUGGUGCCUGAGGUGGCACAGGCGGUGGGUGCCAACCAGGGACCCCAUGCAAAAGACUACGGUCGUACAGCUGCCCCCAACCCAGCCAUGGCCACAGUAACGGCCAUGAUUGCCAAUGAGCUGCUGUACGCUGGCACGUCCCCGACCGCGGAAGGUAUACUAAAGACCAAAAACAGUUUGACACACAGACCCCAUGGACCCCUUACCAGACCAUCCGAACAGCUCAGCUACCUGGCCACUGUACAGGGAUUACAGGUUGAAUAUAAAGACUUUCCCAAAAAUAACAAGAAUGAGUUUGUGUCUCUGAUCAACUGCUCCUCUCAGCCUCCUCUCAUCAGCCACGGCAUUGGCAAGGAUGUGGAGUCCUGCCAUGACAUGGCUGCUUUGAACAUCCUGAAGCUCCUGUCAGAACUCGACCAGCAGUCCAAUGAGCGCACAGCUAAUGGACCAAUGUCAGGGUGCAACAAACAGGACCUAGAGGGCAGUGCAUUAUUAAAACCGGCUAACUCAAGCACCAUCGGAAAGACUCUGGAUGGCACAGUGUAGAAUUGACUAUUUGAUUGGUUGUUUUAUUUGCGAAACACUAGAGUCAGAACCAGAAGUCAGAACCAGAGUUUUGAUUGGCUGUUCAAAAAGGCCUUUGAGUAAUUCUGAAUUUAUCUUGGAUUUAAAUUAAUUUAAAGUAUUCAAAACUUGCAGAUGAACAAGAUUGAGAGAUGUUGAUGUUUAAUGUGCACAUGCGGUGAUACAUUUUUAAACGCUAAGGCUUUGGAGAAGUCGCCUCAUCAUAUCCAGUGAAGUGGUGGUUUUGUUUUUGUUGUUAAAUUGUACAAUGGUUAUUGUGAAGUUUGACCAUUAGAUUGGCUUUUCUUCAUUGUUCCAAGGAAGUCAUGUAUUCAGUGUCAUAAUUGUAUUUUAUUUCCUCGCUUUUUUUUUCUUUUUUUCUUUUUUAACGUUGUAUUAUAGGAACCCAUCGAGUUGGGUUGUAUUAGCGCUGUUGUGAAGUGCAGUCUAAAACCCCGUUGAAGGAUAUGAUGAAGCUUUCAAACACGUCUCUGCUGUGGCGGUUUUUCUUCAGUGCUUUUUGAGUUACAAUGAAGACCAUAACACUCAAAAAAGAAUUCAUCUACAUUUUUAUGUAGGUCUGGGAAAAUGUUAUUGUGACAUCAGUGUAGAGCGUGUGGUGGUGUUUUUUGUUUUGUGUGUGUGUGUGUGUGUGUGAAUGAGUGAAUGUAUGUAUGUAUAAAGCACGAUAUUGUUCAGUCAUGUCAGUUAAACUGAUGCAUUCUCCUAUCAGUGUUGACCCCACCCACUCUCUGCCAGUUGCAUCCUGUUUUCCUCAUGGAAUAUGAGUAAAAAUGAUGUGCCUCUUGCACAAAAAA